GGAAACGGUCAAACAAAACACAAGGUCACUGGCCACUUCAAUUUUUUUUUGUUUUUACUAGAAAUAGUGAAAGCACAAUACUUUCAGGCUAACUAAAGCAACAAAUAUAGCUUCUAAUAUUUAAUAAACAAAUAAUUUGUAUUCAAAAAUUUGUAACAACCUGAUUCCAUUAAGAAAAACGCACAGCAAUGACCGAAGGCUGGAAACAGACUGUUACUAAUGUGUCAGAACAUUUCUUCCCAGGACUAUCGUACUACAAUAAUGACGAAGAUGAUGAAUUCAUAAAGCUGGGUAAUGAAGUAGUAUCCAAUCUUCCACUACAGAUGUCAUUAUAUUUCAAUGUGGUUUUCUUUCCAGUAUGGCUAAUCACGACACUUCUUACUCUCUAUUUGAAGAUUGGCUGCCUCUCAAUGCUGUACCAAAUAAUAGUUUUGGUUGUGGUCACCCUGGCAGUACUAAUCGAGCUAUUUCGACUGUACCUAGGAUAUCGAGGCAACCUUUGUGAAAUGAUCCCCGAGUUGGCCGGUUUCUUCAUGUUAACCGCCAUGCUACAGACCCCGUUGCAACUGUUUCUUCUAGUGGGAGGCUCAGGCCACGGAGCAGUACUGCGAGCAAGCGUGCUCGAACGCUGUGUGCAAACAGUGCAGGUGUGUCUACUAGCUGUGCAGUUGGUGAGUGGCUGCCAGGCGUUACGUAACGCGGCACGACAUUCCGCCCAGCAGUUCCAUAUUGCCCGAUUCAAAAUGGCCGAGCUUCCAAGUCGAUUGCAGUUGCGAACAAAGUCCACUUGAAUGACGGAAUAAGACGAAGAAAAACAAGAACCAGAAGAAUAAGAAAAUAAAGUUUAAGAAAGAGGAUGAUAAAAUGAAAUUGAAGAAGAAGAGGGA
Molecule: messenger RNA, 887 nt
Organism: Nilaparvata lugens (brown planthopper)
Lineage: Eukaryota; Metazoa; Arthropoda; Insecta; Hemiptera; Delphacidae
Product: transmembrane protein 17-like
Exons: 5
Coding region: 189-791 (200 amino acids)
Biological process (GO): non-motile cilium assembly
Cellular component (GO): ciliary transition zone
Source: RefSeq, a predicted model, not a curated record